Iphiclides podalirius (scarce swallowtail) is the source of this 708-nucleotide messenger RNA. Lineage: Eukaryota; Metazoa; Arthropoda; Insecta; Lepidoptera; Papilionidae. The record is from the annotation of a GenBank genome assembly.
AUGACGCGACAGAACAACAUCCAGCUAGCUGACUCCGCGACUACUGCGUUCAUACCGCUCUGGGACAUGUGCAACCACGAGCACGGCAAGAUAACCACCGAUUUCAACAAGGAGAAAAACAGGGGCGAAUGCUACGCUUUACGCGACUUCAAAGCCGGGGAGCAAAUAUUCAUCUUCUACGGGUCGAGAUCCAACGCGGAUCUUUUCCUGCACAACGGGUUCGUGUACCCCAACAACCAGCACGACAGUCUAUCCCUAGCGCUGGGGAUCAGCUCGGGCGAUCCGGCCCGCGAGGUGAGGCUGUCGUUGCUGAGCAAGCUCGGUCUCGCCGGGGUCACCCAUUUCAGCCUGUACAAGAGCGAACCCCCCAUGAGCCCCGAACUGAUGGCCUUUAUAAGGAUAUUCACGAUGAAUCAAGAGGAGCUCACAAAAUGGUCAAACCAAAGUAUACCUGGUGACCUUGUGUCCUGGGAAUCGCCUAGCGCCGAGGCCGUUGGGCCCGAUUUGGACAGACGCGCUUAUCAAUAUCUGAUCACAAGGUGUAAACUAAUACGAGCCUCCUACAAGAUGGACCCUGAAGAGUCACCACCUGACACUGUCCACAGGAAAAAUAUAAAACAGCUCAAAGAGUGCGAAGUGCAAAUAUUAGACGGUGCCAUAAAGUACCUGGAGAAAGUUCUAGAAAAGCUUCCCACCACAAACGAAGUU